Messenger RNA from Rodentolepis nana, 1458 nucleotides. NCBI's taxonomy places the organism in Eukaryota, Metazoa, Platyhelminthes, Cestoda, Cyclophyllidea, Hymenolepididae. The record is from the annotation of a GenBank genome assembly.
AUGGGCACUAUCGGUAUUGAGCAAGUACAUGAAGAGCUUUUAGACUACGAGAAUUCCCAGACCAUAUGCUGUGACAUAUUUGCGGAGAUAGUUGGUAAUGCAUUGAGAGGAUUUGGAGCAAAAAGUGAAUGGAUGAAGAUCUUUCGUCGGGCAAGAAAUGAUUUUGAUCGCAUUUACUUCCUUCUGAAGGCAAUACAACAUUCCUAUCAAGGAUUUGAACAAUUUAACCGACUUAAAACCCGAAAUGAAAUAAAAAGAUUGUUUGGGAAAUCGGACAGAAUAUCUGAGUUGAAUCGCCUUUGCAGUUUGGAAGAAUGGAACAAAGAUGAAGUCUAUCUAGCCCUACAUCGUGCAACCUCCGCAGUCUUCUAUGCGUUCUCACCUGAACAAAAAGCAAUGGCAUAUUCUAGAAGAUGCAACAUCUUAUUCAACCUUGGUCUUAUUCGUGAAGCUAUAAGGGACGGCGAACAGUCCUUGAAGGUUGCCCAAACUAUUCAAGAUACGGAAAUUUUUGAACUGACAUUCCUACAAGAAGAACUUGCUCACGUUCAUUUAUGUCUAGGAGACAGUUACAUCAUUGUCAAUAGAUUGGCAGAAGCGAAAGCACAUUUUGAGACGGCCUUUCGAAUAUAUAAUCGUAUUUCCAAAUCUGAUCUUUUGGAAAGAACUAUUCAAGGGAUAGCAACAUGCAAUGAAAGAUCUAAAGGUAAUCAACUGGUGGAGACCUAUCAUUCAGAAUGGCAGUGCUAUCGCUCUGAACUCCCUGUGUUAAUGACAAGAAGGGAAAGCUUGGAAGACCCUGAAGGUCCAGAUUUCAAACUUCUUGGAAAUGGUUUGUCGGUGCCUAAAGGUCUUUUGCGUCUAAAGAACACUGAUACUUCGAGUGGUUGGACACUGGAAGUUACAAGGGACGUUUCCGUUGGUGAAGUGCUGUUACUUGAGAGGGCGUAUGCGAUGAGUUUGUAUAGUGAAAGAACCUUGUAUUGUAAUAUCUGCUACAAACGAUGCCUCAAUCUCAUUCCAUGCAGUGGAUGUCCACACGUGGGAUUCUGCAGUGAAGAGUGUGCCGAAGAGGCGGCAAAUCCCCACGGACCAGCGGAUGGAAGGAAGCAUGUUCAACCGCAUUUAUACGAAUGUCAAGGUGUUCUUGCUUGCUUCUAUUCCACUGUUAACGAAGAUUUGAUGCACGUUGCUUUCAAGUGCAUUUCAAAUACAACUCCCGAAUGUCUUUUGGAUUAUUGCUGUUCAACAGGACAAUACGAGAAAAACGGAAGAGGUCACCAAGCCUUUGAGGGUGCCAAUAAAAUUCGAGAAGUGCCUCCUCCAGUGUUUGACUCUUCUGAUUAUUCUUCGAUUGCGUGGCUCUGUACUUGUCCAGAUCAGCUAGCUGACGAUGCUCUACUUCACUACACUAUAAACGCCCUCUUUCUUACCUAUUGUCUCCAUGUAAGACACUGA